Molecule: messenger RNA, 3051 nt
Organism: Camellia sinensis
Lineage: Eukaryota; Viridiplantae; Streptophyta; Magnoliopsida; Ericales; Theaceae
Product: telomere repeat-binding protein 5
Source: RefSeq, a predicted model, not a curated record
GGGUUUAAGCCAAGCUUGUGUGGGUGGUUUUCAGAGGGUUUUUGGCCAUCUCAGAAACAAAGAGAGAGAUUGGGAGGAGAGAGAAAAUUGAAGGUAGCGUCCCAAAACCACGUUUGUUUUCCGAGAAAACGAUUAGGAAAAAAAUGGGGUAGAUAGAAAGUUCGGAUAGAGAGAGAGAGAGAGUGUGUGUGUGUCGUGAUCGGUGCGAAUUCUGAUUCUCUUGGGAUCUGUUGUUCUUUGAAUUCUAUCGGACAUAUCUCCGAUCUUACAUGCGCCUGAAAAUUCUAUGCAAUUUCGCUUGAGAGCUUCGUAUUUUUUAGGGGAAGAUGUUAUCUGAACGGUGAAAAUCAGCGGCAACAGGGUUUGUCAUUCUUGCAAUGCCCAAGUUUUGCUGAUUGGCUGUUGUUGAGUGCUCUGGGCUUCCAUGAAACAUAUUUAAGAAUGCUGGUGUUUUGCAUUUGUUGAAUUUUUGGUAUGAUCUCUGAGAUAUGGUGUUGCAGAACAGGUUAGACUAUGGAUUUAAUGGCUAUCAGGUGCCUCCCAUACCUCGAGGUACCAGAUCGGCUAGGAGGAGGAGAGCAAUUAGUAAGAAAGUUGAUGACCGUCAAAUGUGUGCAUUUGAUUUAUUGGCUACCGUAGCUGGCAAGUUGUUGUUGGAGGGAGAAAGUUCUCCUAGCUCUAGUAAUUCAUUAACUGGCACAAUUGUGAAAGGUUCUAUUAAGAAAGAGCAGCAGGAUGAAGAUAUCCCUUCAAAAGUAGAACCUUGUGGCCAGGGAAGCUGUGAUAGGAGCUCUUUUGUUUCUGAGCUUGUCUCUCAAACUCUUGUUCUACAUCAUAGUUCAAAGGAAUUUUCACAUGUUCAUAAUGAUGAUUGUUCGGGAGUUGCAUCUGUAAUAACUUCUGAUUGCUCAGAGAAAGUUGGUUCUGCUGAAAAGUUGGUCAGUGGAAAAGGCAAGAUUCAACUUGGAAGCUUCGCCAGCAAAGUAGAAGUGGCUUCCUCUGGCUACCAGGAGCCUUGUGAUUGUACAUUAGAGGAUGAAAAUAAGAAUAAGAAACAGAUAAAAAUAGAGCCACCAAAGACUGGUAAGGCAUCAAAUAAUACCAAGGCUGAUAUGUGCAGUUCCGAUGAUCCGGCAGUUAUGAACAGGAAACCUCCUACUCCAGUUAGUCUAGACAAUAGCGUGAAGUUGCCUUUGUGCACUGAUUACAUUCCUAGUGGUUCUUUCCCUGCAUGUCGGGAUGAUGUAAAGUUAGUUAUUAGAGAUGAUGACGAAAACUCUUCUGGGUGCACUCAACCUAGCACAGCAACAAAGGCCUUCAGGCCACCGCCACGCAUUGGUAAGCGUAGAAUAAGGAAGUUAUUGGCAUCCAAAUACUGGAAGGUAACUCCAAAAUUGAAGGAUGAGGAUCAUUUUAAUGCUGAUUCAGAAACAAGGUCUGUCUACCACAAUAGGAAGAUAGGUUACAAACGCAAACGGUCUCUAACAGAUUAUCCUAUCAAAAAGAGGAUAUUUUAUGACCAUAGCUCAGUAUCAAAUUCUGAUGGAGGGAUUAGUAGUGAGGGCAUAUCUAGUUCACCUAGGAAGGGGCUUAGUUGUGAUGCUUCUGGUUCAGGUGCAACAAUUCACGGAGCUUCUGGGACAUCAGCUUGUGUAGCAGUGCAACACCCACCGUUCCAGUCCCGGGAUUCCCAUGUGAAGGUUAGGAUCACGUCUUUCAAGGUUCCAGAGCUUUUUAUUGAGAUGCCCGAAACUGCAACAGUUGGUUCUCUAAAGAGAUCAGUUAUGGAUGCUGUGACUGCUAUACUUGGGGGUGGACUUCGAGUCGGUGUGCUUCUUCAGGGGAAGAAGAUUAGAGAUGAAAAUAAAACUCUACUGCAGACUGGAAUAUCUCGUGAUAACAAGCUUGAUGCUCUGGGUUUCUCCCUAGAGCCUAACCCUUCGCAAGCUGCUCCACCUCUGUGUCAUGAAGAUCAUACCUUUCUACUUGCUUGUGAUACACCUCAGCCAUUAACAAGGUACCCACCUGCGCCUAGUGUAGUACAUAAUGUAGUUGAACAGAGUACUGCUGAUGCCUCACCAGAUCCUCCAUUGACAAAUGUGGGCAACUUUGUUGAUAGCGAUCAUGAUUCAGCACCCUCUCCUCCUGACAUGUCAAUAGACAAAAGCCCAACAGAUUCCAGGGCAUUGGUUGCCGUUCCAGCAAUGAAUGUUGAGGCAUUGUCUGUUGUUCCCAUGAGGAAAUCAAAGCGAUCUGAGGCUGUUCAGCGUAGAAUUCGUCGACCUUUCUCUGUUUCUGAAGUGGAAGCACUGGUUCAAGCUGUUGAGAAGCUAGGAACUGGAAGAUGGCGUGAUGUUAAACUUCGAGCUUUUGAUAAUGCAAAGCAUCGAACUUAUGUAGAUUUGAAGGACAAGUGGAAAACACUGGUGCACACGGCAAGAAUAUCUCCCCAGCAAAGGAGGGGUGAGCCUGUGCCCCAGGAGCUCUUGGACAGGGUCCUCGCUGCCCAUGCUUACUGGUCCCAGCAGCAAGCCAAGCAACAGCUCAAACAACAGUUGGAGACUUGCCUCCUUUGAAAAACUUCACCAGACUCAGCUCGCAGCACACGCUGAAGAAGCAAUAGGUUUGAUUGUGGUUUAAAGAAGGUGCUCUCUAGUUUAUUUUUUUUUCGUUAGUAUUAUGAUAUGAUAUUAUGUAAAAAGUAACGACAAGGGGGAAGAAUAGUUAUUGUAAUAUUUUCCAAGCUCUUGCGCCGAUUCUUUUCCCUGCAUGCAGAGAGAGGUCGGUGCUUGUAAAUGUUUGACAGAAUAAGAGCUUUGCUAACGGAUUCAAUUUUUUUGGUGCCAACAUGUUGGCAUUUUCUUGUUCAUUUGAUUUCUUGUUUGGGUGGUUGGAAAAGCAAAAGUAGAAAACAUGGGAGUUGAAGUUCAUUUGUUGUACUUGUAGAUUGGUAGUGUGAUUGUAAUCUUCUAUUUAAUGCUAAUGCUUGUUUAGCAUCAAUAUUAUGAAUUUGUUGACUCCCUAAGCUUUGUAUUCUUUUCUAAUCGACUU